CAUUUCACUCGAACAGUUUGUUUCCAACUCUCAGUGCGUAAUGUACACUCUAAAUCGCGUUGAAAAGUAUUAAGAAGUCGAUAUUACAACAGUGAAUAUAUUUUGCAAUCCCUUCAAUUACUUAAUUUAUAGCCUGAUAUUAUAUUCCAAAACUAACAAAACAUUGAAAAAUGUCGAAUUCUUUGGCAAACCACUUAAUAGUGAUCGCUUUGGUGACUCAAAUCAGGCAAGGCUUUGUAACUGCCGACAUACCGAAUUGUGCAUUCCGAGACACCGUUAGUCUAGUUAAUAUACGUCCGGAUUCAUAUGGUUCAUAUAAUUAUCAGGGUUUACGCAUACCCCACAAUUUGACAGCCGUGUACCGUUAUGAGGAACUCUCCGAUGGCACGCGUGUCUCUGCUCCACCACAUAUCAGGGGCUGUGCGUGUAAGCUGAAACAAUGCAUACAACUCUGUUGCUUAAACAAUGAGAUGCUGGACAGCACGUCAAAAAAGUGUGUCAAAAUGAAUGCCGUUGUAUACCCUCGAAUCACCACUUAUAUGGAUAAUUUCACAGAAAAUGGCAUGAUCGACGUGUUUCAGGAUUUCGUGCCGCAACAGCGUAUGCCUUGUGAGGAAUUCAAAAUUUUAAAUUCCGAACUGGAUAGUGAUUUCAAUAUUCUAUUCGAGAACGGAACUAUAUAUCAUGCUAUGAAAGAAGAAUAUAUACCACACCGUGAUUUUUGUCUAACGCCCUUCUGGUACAACAAUUCAUUGAGCUUGAAUCCCAUCGAAUGUUUUCAGAAAAUCCAACCGACGACUUAUAUGAAUAUGGCACUUUUUACCGCAUCGGUUCCAUUCCUAUUGGCCACAAUUUGGGUGUAUUUAUAUGUGCCACAACUACGCUGUCUCCAUAAUAGCUGUCUCGUCUGCUUCCUGGGCACUUUCGCGCUCGGCAGUUUAAUACUGUCGUCGGUACUAUGGGUCAAUUACAGUUGGGGGGCUUGUCAAACUAUGGGUAUCUUGUGUUAUUUCUUCAUGAUAUCCGCUUUCUUCUGGUUGAAUGUAACUUGUUUCGAUUUGUGGAUGAGUAUACGUGGCAUCCGAUAUGAGCUCCGAACGAGCAGUCCACGUUUGCGUUUCGUUUAUUAUUCGAUUUAUGUGUGGUCAGCAGCAACGAUUUUUACCGUUACCGCUAUUACUAUUGAGCAUACGAACAUUAGCGAUGCGUGGAAACCAGGGUUUGGCAAUGGUCAAUGUUUUAUAAAAUCGAGAGACUGGUCAGCAAUGCUUUAUUUCCAAGGUCCAAGCGGUUUGCUAAACUUAUUCAAUGUAUUCUUCUUCACAAUGAGUGUCAUACAUUUGUAUCAAAUCCAGGAAGACUCAUAUGAACUCAAGAAAGAAACAAGUCAGCAGUACAAGGUUUCAACAUUUUUGCGUUUGUUCUUGGUAAUGGGUGUUUCAUGGAUUCUGGAAGUUUUUACAUACUUAUUCGCACAAAAUAAAUCAUUUAUCAUCGUAAUAUUCAAUAUGAUGAAUGCCUCACAAGGCAUAAUAUUGUUUAUUGUUCUUGUGCUGAAGAGGAGGGUAUUGACUUUGCUGAAGAAGCAUAAUACAAAUAUGCCAAAAUUGUACGAAAAACGUCAAAUUUUCCUCAUCGCAGUGUGCUUGCUUUACCACGUACCAAUUACGUUUGCCAACAUACCGAAUUGUGAAUUCAAAGACACCGUUAGUCUCGUAAACAUUCGACCGAAUAAGGAUGGCUCGUAUGAUUUUGCUGGCAUACAAAUUCACAAAAAUUUAACUGCCAUCUAUGACUAUGAAGAACUCGCCAAUGGCUUGCGUGUUUCUGCGACACCCCACAUUAGGGGCUGUGCGUGCAAACUAAAGCAGUGCAUACAAUUUUGUUGCCCGCCAACUCAACUUUUGGAUAGGACCACUAUGAAGUGUGUCACUCCCAACGAUCUCAGCUUCGAAUAUUUACCGGAACUGGAAAUAUUUACGGAAGAUCUGGAUUGGACUUUAAUCGAUGUACAUAAAGGUUUUGUUCCACAACACCGUUUACCCUGUGAUAACUUUGCUAUACUAAGUCCUUUCGAAUAUGAUGACGACGCCUACAUUUUGUUUGAGAAUGCUUCUAUAUUACAUGCGGUUAAUGAGCAGCUUCUGCCAUAUCGUGAGUAUUGUCUAACACCCUACUGGUACAACAACUCUUUGAGUUUAAACCCCAUUAUUUGUUAUGCGAAAAUGGCUGUCACAACUUACGUCAAUAUGUCAUUCCUUGCAAUAUCAGUGCCAUUUCUAUUGGCGACAAUCUGGGUAUAUUUGUAUGUUCCGCAGCUACGCUGCCUUCACAACAGCUGCCUGGUCUGUUUUCUGGGUACCUUCGCUAUCGGCACUUCGCUACUAACGUCAACAGCAUGGUUCACUUACGGUUUGUUGGCCUGUCGUGUAAUCGGUUCCAUUUGUUAUUUCUUCAUGAUAUCUGCUUUCUUCUGGUUAAAUAUUACUUGUUUCGAUUUGUGGUUAAGUAUACGUAGCAUCCGAUAUGAGCUCCAACCGAGCAGUCCGCGGUUGCGUUUCGUUUAUUAUUCGAUUUAUGUGUGGACAGCAGCGGUAAUGUUUACCGUUAUCGCUGUAACAAUUGAGCAUACGAAUGUUGAUGAGUCUUGGAAGCCCGGUAUAGGUUUGGGGCAAUGUUUCAUAAAAUCGUGGGAAUGGUCGGCAAUGCUGUAUUUUCAUGGACCCAGCGGGUUGUUAAUAUUAUUCAAUAUUUUCUUUUUCAUCAUGAGCGCUUACGAUAUUUAUCAAAUCAAAGAGGCCAACUACAAAAUCAAAUGUGAUAACAGCCAGCAAUUCAAAUUCGCCAAAUUUUUGCGUUUAUUCCUCAUAAUGGGUAUAUCAUGGAUUAUGGAAGUGCUACCGUAUUUCAUACAGACAAGUAAUUCCAUGGUCUUCAAAAUCUUCAAUAUACUGAACUCAUCGCAAGGCAUAAUAAUAUUUGUCGUGCUUGUGCUGAAGCGGAGGGUGCUAAAUUUGCUAAAGAAUCGAUGGAACGCAUAGUACUCAAUCAUUCAUAUGAAGUACUAUAUGUAAACAACCACACGUAGUUCUUUUGUUUGUACGAAAGAAGGCCGCUGUUUCUUGAUAAUUUGUUGAUGCGUCAGCAGAGUGACAGAGCGAAAGAGAGAGAGUACAAUUUUAUAAUAAUUAUCAGCAUUAUCACAUAUAUUCAUAUACAUAUACAUAUAUAUACAUUUAUUAUAACAAAAUCAUUUAUUUUUUUAUAAUAUAUUAUACAAAUACGUGUUUUUAAAAAUAUUUUUUAUUAAAAGAU
This is a messenger RNA of Zeugodacus cucurbitae (melon fly), 3315 nucleotides long. RefSeq names its product G-protein coupled receptor Mth2. Gene Ontology annotation, cellular component: membrane. Bases 171 to 3041 code for a protein of 956 amino acids. Gene Ontology annotation, biological process: cell surface receptor signaling pathway; G protein-coupled receptor signaling pathway. Lineage: Eukaryota; Metazoa; Arthropoda; Insecta; Diptera; Tephritidae. Gene Ontology annotation, molecular function: G protein-coupled receptor activity. The transcript is spliced from 13 exons. The record is from RefSeq and is a predicted model, not a curated record.